Molecule: messenger RNA, 771 nt
Organism: Salvia hispanica
Lineage: Eukaryota; Viridiplantae; Streptophyta; Magnoliopsida; Lamiales; Lamiaceae
Source: RefSeq, a predicted model, not a curated record
UUCGAAGUAAAGAAAUCAAUCGCGAAAAACAUUGCAAAAUUUCAGACGCUCAGCGAUGGAAGCUCAAGGUCAAGGCGACGAAUUUGCUAUCGGCUGCAUACUUUCAAUCAAAACCACUCUCGGCGAAGAAUUCCAAGCACAAGUCAUCUCCUUUGACCGCCCUUCCAACCUCCUCAUCCUUCAAGAGGAAUCGAAAUCUGGGGCAGGCCCGAAGAGGAAUAUUAGGUUGCUGAAGGCUAAUUACAUAAAAGAUUUCUCCUUUUUAGGGCAAGGCGAAGAUCCACUCGAUGUAAACAAGUGUUUCCUCGAUCUCAAUACUCUUCAGUCUAAAGAAGAGUCUGCUAUUAGACAGGCUGAGGCUGAGGCCGAGAGGAUUGGUGUGGGUGUUACGCCUCAAGCUCAGAGCCUUUUUGAUGCUCUGUCCAAAACUCUCCCAGUUCGCUGGGAUAAAAGUACGAUUGUUGUUAUGAACGAGGUGCGAGUUAGCAGCCCUUAUCUCCCUGAAUCAGUUACGGGAGGAACUCCUGCCGCCAAUGAACGAGUUCGAAAAGUGGUCGAGUUUGAGAAGAAGAGAUUGCAAUCUCGCUAUGGCGGUCAAUGAAGAAAUUAGCAUAAAUCUCGUCGAGGUAAAUUCUAGUUUCUUUGAACCUAAUGAAAAGAGAUAUCAUGAAAUAUGAGGUAAAAUGAUCAUCUUCAGUUGUAACACCUCAUUGUGAUGAGUAAAUUAUAUCUAUCUUUCUGAUAUAUUGGAUUUUUACUUUUAUAAGAUCA